AGACGAAGUAAAGAGGGAGUUUUGGGAUGCCUUGGAUGGGGUGGUUGUUGGUUUUCCACUGACUGAGAAAGUCAUCAUUGGAGGCGACUUCAAUGGCCAUAUUGGAGAAUCAGCCGAGGGCUUCGAGGACGUGCACGGUGGUUUUGGCUUUGGCAGCAGAACCAGCGGGAGUUUCACUCUUGGAGUUUGUCAGAGCGAGUGAUAUGGUGGUUGCUAACUCUUGUUUCCCUAAACGAGACGACCAUUUGGCUACAUUUGUUAGUGGAGUGGGGACAACACAGAUCGACUAUCUUCUCCUGCGCAGGUGUGAUCGGGUGCUCUACAAGGAUGCUAAAGUAAUUCCGAGUGAAAACAUCACUACCCAACACAAGCUUCUGGUGAUGGAUGUCAUGAUUAAGUGGGUGAAACAUAGGAGAGCUUCGAGUGGCAACACACAAAUCCGGUGGAGGAGACUAAGUGGGGAGAAUAUCUCUGAGUUGAUCAGGCGAGUGCAGGAGAAAGGUGCGUGGGAAUCGGCCGGAGAGGCUACUAAUAUGUGGGCGCGGAUUGCUAACUGCAUCAGGGAAACAGCCAGGGAAGUGUUAGGUGUGAGCUCUGGCUCUGGGAGUAGGCGUCAGGGUGAUUGGUGGUGGAGCAAAUCAGUCAGAAGUAAGGUGGAAGCUAAGAAGGUAGCAUAUUUGAGGUACAUGGGCUGCAAUGUUGAGGAGGAAAGAGCGGCGUUACAAGUGGAGUACAAGAAGGCACGUAAAGAAGCUAAGUUAGAGGUUACGAGGGCAAAGAAUGCCGUUUUUGAACGCCUCUACAAGGAUAUUGAGGAGAAAGGCAGUGUUAAUCCACUGUUCCGGCUUGCUAAGGUGCGUGAGAGGAAGGCCCGAGAUCUGGACCACGUGAGAUGUGUGAAGGGCAGCAAUGGUAGAGUGUUAGUUGAGACUGCCAAGUGGGAGAGCUUGGGACCAGAUGAGAUUCGAGUGGAGUUUUGGAAGCAUGCGGGUCGUGGUGCGUGGGUUUGGUUAACCAAACUCUUCAAUGUUAUCCUCCGGACAGCAAGGAUGCCUGAUGAGUGGAGGGAGAGUCUCUUGGUCCCUCUGUUUAAAGGCAAAGGUGACAUUCAGAGCUGCGAGAAUUACAGAGGCAUCAAACUGCUUAGCCACACCAUGAAGGUUUGGGAGCGAGUCGUUGAGUAUAGGGUGCAGAAAGGGGUAUGCAUCUCUGAGAACCAGUUUGGUUUCAUGCCUGGCAGAUCGACUACAGAGGCCAUUCAUCUCGUGAGGAGGUUAAUAGAAGAGUAUAGGGCUAGGAAGAAAGACCUUCAUAUGGUGUUUAUUGACCUUGAGAAGGCGUACGAUAGGGUGCCGAGGGAGGUGUUAUGGAGGUGCCUUGAGACGAGAGGAGUUCCCAUCGUGUACACUCGCGCGAUCAAGGAUAUGUACGAUGGGGCUAUGACCAGGGUAAGGACUUCCGGAGGCGACUCUGAGUCAUUCUCGGUAGGGAUGGGGUUGCACCAGGAUAGGUUUCGAUAUCUUGGCUCGGUAAUCCAAGCUGAUGGGGAGCUAGACGGGGAUGCUGGACAUCGUGUUGGAGUGGCUUGGGCUAAAUGGCGGUUAGCUUCAGGGGUGUUGUGUGAUCCGAAAAUUUCGCCCAGGAUGAAAGGUAAGUUCUACCGAUCCGUAGUCAGACCUGCUAUGUUAUAUGGGGCAGAGUGUUGGGCGGUUAAGAAAACUCAUGUGUGUCGUCUGCAUGCGGCGGAGAUGCGGAUGUUACGAUGGAUGUGUGGGAAGACAAGGUUGGAUAGGAUUUCGAACGAAGUUAUCCGACGUCAGGUAGGCUUGGCGCCGGUGGAAGAUAAGUUGCGGGAAGCGAGGUUGAGAUGGUUUGGUCGUGUGAGACGGCGGGAUGCUGACGCCCCUGUACGGAGAUGCGAGAGGAUUACAGUUAUCGAGGGAAGUAGGGGAAGGGGUAGACCUAGGAAGAAUUGAAAGGAGGUUGAGCCGGAAGUCUCUUGGAAACAGCCUCCCUACUCCUGAGUAGGGGCAAGGUCUGCGUACACACACCCUCCCCAGACCCUACUGUAGUGGGAU
Cuscuta campestris is the source of this 2078-nucleotide messenger RNA. Lineage: Eukaryota; Viridiplantae; Streptophyta; Magnoliopsida; Solanales; Convolvulaceae. The record is from the annotation of a GenBank genome assembly.